Xyrichtys novacula (pearly razorfish) is the source of this 6071-nucleotide messenger RNA. NCBI's taxonomy places the organism in Eukaryota, Metazoa, Chordata, Actinopteri, Labriformes, Labridae. The record is from the annotation of a GenBank genome assembly.
AAAGUAGCUCCUCCCCCUCCUCCUCUUCUCCUCCCCGGCGGCUCAGUCAGUCAGGAGUGAAUGUGGUUGGAGUUACACAGAGAAGGAGCACAGAGGAGGACAGCUUGGACAUCAUGGGCAGUGAGUAUGACUUUGGUGCUCAGCUUCUACAACACUGUUCUGAAGAGUCUGUUGGAAAAGGACUAAAAUACAAAUAUAACUGUUCGGACAACUUCGCUAAGGUUCACAGCAAGCUAACUUAGCCUGUAUUGCUAGUUAGCUUUAAGGCACUUACAUUUGAAAUACUGUGAUUUUUUUUAACAAUGAUAUGUCAUAUAUGGGUGGAAAGAAAGGGAAAAUUCUGUUCAAGCUAACUCUCUUGUAACGGGAUAAUUCAAACGAAAUGCCGGUGCUUAUAGGCUGGGAGCAUCUUCAAUGCUAACAUAUUAGCCACUCAUUCAAAGACACUGACAGUCUAGUGAUGACGACGCAUAACACCGCUGUUACCUCAGGUCUGCAGUGAGCUCAUCAGCUGAUACAUGACAAUGAGAAACUCCUCUAACUGGUCAUUCGAGGUUUUAAAAUAUAUAAAAACGAACUUUAAGAAGUAAUGUUUCAUUUGUGCACGUGUCAUUUUCUAGUAUUGUGUCGGUAUAAGAAUGAAUGUGUCUUGAGUCCGCCCACCAUUCACUGCCACGUCCCACUGAUGACCUGCUAUUAUUCCAAGUUAACUCUCUAACAUAGUCAUGUUUGUUUGUUUGCAGUCAAAUUCUUGGAGGUGAUCAAACCAUUCUGUGCAGUACUGCCAGAAAUCCAAAAACCUGAGAGAAGGGUGGGUUGAACUGCCAUUUAUUUCACUCAUAAAUGUUUAGUAAAGUGAUACAUAUGUCUUUGUGCAACUGAACUUUUCAUAACUUCAUUAUUCAACAGAUCCAGUUCAGAGAAAAGGUACUAUGGACCGCCAUCACUCUUUUCAUCUUCCUGGUCUGCUGUCAGGUAAGUUUUCCUCAGAAUUUCUGGUCUACUAUUGUCAUCACAUCUGUGUCAGCUUAGAUCACUCUAUUCUAAGUUUUGUUCCACGUCCAAAUGGUUAAAAAUUAAAACCAUUUUCUUUUUUAGAAUAAAAAAUUCACUUUGCAAAUGCCUGUACUUGUUCUAAACGAUUAGGUCAUCGGUCAAUCAUCAGAUGUAACGUAAUCUUUCAUCAGAUCUGACCAAAUUAAUCCUAAUAAAGUGAGAAUCUAUCUUUGAGUUAUUUUCCUUAUUAUUUUUGUUAGCUUGAUAACUAUACAAAUGGCAUUGCAAGACAGGACAAUACAUUGUCAUAAGCCAUAAAAGAGAUCUGUAUGUGUCUUGCAUUUGUUUAAUCGCUCAAUCGUAUGAAUUUAGGAUGAAAGUAGGGGACGUUCAGAGUUUCUUUAGGAUGCAAACAGUACUCUUGGUAACAACACCAUAAAGAUAUCGUGAGUUGGAAUGGGAAUAUUUGUUUUAUCUGGUGGUCUUGUUCCAGAUUACAAUUUCCCCUAGCUCACCCCUCCUGUCAGUGAAGUUAUGGUGGCCUUCAAGGACAAGAAGCUAUUUUGAUUCACUUGAGUUAUGAUCUUCCAUUUGUCAAGCUUUUACAAUCUACAACAUCUAUCAGUACAAAGUAUAUUUCACAGAAUAGCCACUCUCGUCUUCAAAAUUUUUUGUAUAUUAGUGUUUAUUUACACCAAUUUCAGCUUACUUUACAAAAGUCAUUUUUCAUUACUACUGUGUCUGCUAAAUGCUGAUACACACUUCUGACUGCACCUUUACCAGGGACUGUAGUGAAAUGAAAUUGCAAGCUAUUUAGAGCAGUUAAGAGAUCUUUUUUUUUUUUAAACACCGUGUAAAAACUUUUUUCUUUUCUUUACAAUUUUCAAUCUCAUGAGAGCCGAGAUAGACGAAAUGAAAACUAAUUACCAUCUGGGGAGCCCCGGGUCUGGAAGCUUGUGACUUAUUUCGUUUUGAAUUGUCUUGGGUAUGAAUGGUGCUAUACAAAAAAACUUGCCUUGCCUUUUCAGAUCCCGCUCUUUGGCAUCAUGUCGUCAGACUCUGCAGAUCCAUUCUACUGGAUGAGAGUAAUCCUGGCCUCAAACAGAGGUAAGAUCUCCAGCUAAUAACUGAAUCAAAAUUUAAAUGCAGCUGUCCUCUCCCAUUUUUGUACUUUAACCUAUGUAUCUCCCUCCAGGUACCCUGAUGGAGCUGGGUAUCUCCCCCAUUGUCACCUCAGGCCUGAUAAUGCAGCUGCUGGCUGGAGCUAAGAUCAUUGAAGUUGGAGACACGCCAAAGGACAGAGCCCUCUUUAAUGGAGCCCAGAAACGUCAGUAAAUCUUUAUCUGCUUCUUCUCUGUGAACAUAUAAGAAUUUAUGACCAUGACUGUAGAUUUUUUAACCGCUGUUCAAUUUUUUCAGUGUUUGGAAUGAUUAUCACCAUUGGUCAGGCGAUUGUGUAUGUGAUGACUGGCAUGUACGGUGACCCCUCAGAGAUGGGUGCAGGGAUCUGUCUGCUCAUCAUCAUUCAGGUUAGAAAAUAUUUGUUUGUCGCUGUCACAAACAUGUUUUCAUCAUAAAAAAACCCAAGCCUUUAAGUCAAACCCUUUGUUUGCUUGCAUCUCCAUCAGUUAUUUGCUCCCCUAAAGUUCCCCAAGUAUAGACAUUUCAUGACCAGAAGAAUCCUUGGCAUCUAUAUCAACUUCUUGACUAAAAAUAUUCCAAGAAAUAAUGUCGCUUGAAUUAGAGUGUGACACUGAUGCUGUCGUCAGAAAGACUUUGAAAUGAAGUUAAAAAAGAGAUGCAUAGUGUUACUUUAGAAUAACCUUGUUAUUAUGUCAGCUCAUAACAUUAAAGUUGUCAUUGUUUUUUGACUAUGACACGAGUAACAUGACCAACAGGUUUAAUGCUACACUUAAAAGAUCACACUGCUAUGAAGUUCAGUUUAAUAAAUUAAUGGUUGAGCUCGCACGGUCAGAAUAAAAGUCUGAGAUUCCCCAAAAGAAAUUUACAGCUGUUAGAAACAUCCUGGUGCUUUUUCAGCCAACUCGAUCAACUUUUUUUCUUCACAGCUCUUUGUGGCCGGACUGAUUGUCCUGCUGCUGGAUGAGCUGCUCCAGAAGGGUUAUGGUCUCGGUUCAGGUAUCUCCCUGUUCAUUGCCACCAACAUCUGUGAGACAAUCGUGUGGAAGGCCUUCAGCCCCACAACAGUGAACACUGGAAGAGGUAUUAAGCCACAACAGUCUUUGAACAUGUGAUUAAGAUCUGUGAAUGUUGUAUUAUUGCAGUUAUCUCUAGAGUCCGGAGAGUUGAAACUCAUGCUCUGUGUCUUUGUGUGAUUUUUAGGUACAGAGUUUGAGGGUGCAAUCAUCGCCCUUUUCCACCUGCUGGCUACUCGCACAGACAAAGUGCGUGCUUUAAGGGAGGCUUUCUACAGACAGAAUCUACCUAACCUCAUGAACCUCAUUGCCACUGUGUUUGUUUUCGCUGUAGUCAUAUACUUUCAGGUGAGCUUCUGCCUUUUUCUAGAGUUAAAAAUGAGAAUAAAAAGGUUAUGAAGUGUGGGACAAAGAAAACAUAUAAUUACUAAUAGUUGUUACACAUAUUCACUCCUUUUCACAGGGAUUCAGGGUUGAUCUGCCUAUCAAGUCGGCACGUUAUCGCGGCCAAUACAACACCUACCCCAUCAAGCUGUUCUACACCUCAAACAUCCCCAUCAUUCUCCAGUCUGCUCUGGUCUCCAAUUUAUAUGUUAUCUCCCAGAUGCUUUCCACACGCUUCAGUGGAAACUUCCUGGUUAAUCUGCUUGGGACUUGGUCUGUAAGUAAUCACACUUUUCUUCUUCUGUUUGUUUAGCCCUGUACAAAGAACGCCUCUCAAAGGAAGAAUUUUCCCCCUCCUUUAUUAAGCGUGUAUUCUUCUCUCAUGUCUGUAGGACACCACAUCAGGUGGUCCAGCCCGCGCCUACCCUGUAGGCGGACUCUGUUACUACCUCUCUCCCCCUGAGUCAUUUGGCUCGGUUCUAGAUGACCCUGUCCACGCAGUCAUCUACAUCGUCUUCAUGCUCGGAUCAUGCGCCUUCUUCUCCAAAACAUGGAUUGAAGUUUCAGGCUCUUCCGCAAAAGAUGUGAGUUGUAACCCCUCUGGAGCAGGUCGAUGUGAUGGGUUUGUUCUUAGCAGACUGUCUUUAAAGCUUUGUUUUUAUUUUAUUUUAUCUUUUCACUUUUACCCAGGUGGCCAAACAGCUGAAAGAGCAGCAGAUGGUGAUGAGGGGACACAGAGAAACCUCAAUGGUCCAUGAACUGAACAGGUAGAACUCUUUAUGUCAAGAUCUUUCCUCCUACACACAAUUUUGAGUGUUUGUCGCCUUUCAUUAGACAUUCACAUGAUCAAUUUGCCACUGUUUUAUCACUAGGAAAAAAUCCCAUUAGAUUUUGAGUAGAUGACUUGUUUGAUUAGAUGUAAUGUGAUUGAUCAAGCCAUUGCACUUAGCUUCAUAACAAGUUACAGUUGUUGUCAGCUUAGAGAGGAGUCCUUUCAAUGACAGUGAUUAUUAUCUGUAUGAAAAUUGUACAUUAACCUAAGACCAUUCAUUACAUUGACUCUUUUAUAAAUGUCAAUGUAAUGAAUGGUCUUAGUAUGUUUCUAACAACCUCCAAAGUUUACACAUGUGAAAAAUUCCAGAGAAUUAGUUCAGAUCCUGUCUUUCUAGAGUUUACUGUAACUUUGCUCUACUUAUAAUUACUGUAUAAAAAAGUCAGGCAACAUAUUGUGUGUAUUGUUAUUUGUAACUAGGUCUGUGUUUUGGGUUCCAGGUACAUUCCUACAGCUGCUGCCUUUGGUGGACUGUGUAUAGGUGGUCUGUCUGUGAUGGCAGACUUCCUAGGAGCCAUUGGCUCCGGCACUGGUAUCCUGUUGGCCGUCACCAUCAUCUAUCAGUACUUUGAGAUCUUUGUGAAAGAACAGAGUGAAGUGGGCAGCAUGGGGGCCCUGCUCUUCUAGAAAUGAACAGUAUCAUUCCACCUUCAACAGACUUUAUAAAAAAAACAUUGCAUUUAUUUUACAUCCACAUGAAGCUCCAGCAUUGUCAGCUUCCCAGUUCUUGGGCAGUUUGAAGAGUCUUUUCUUUGGGAAUCUCUGCUGAAACGGGAGCUGCACAGCAUAUGACUCCUGCACCAGUCUUCUAAAAUAACAUUAAGACCUGCAAUUAAGUGCAUCACAUCUUUUUUUCUCUGAGAUUCAUAUUGAGGCUUCCUCUGCUCUGCAUGAAAAGAAGUCCACUUGGAGUUUGGUCUUUUUUUCCAGACCGACAAUAGAGUGCUUCAGUAUGCAGGCAUACUUGACACAGAUGAGGGAGGUCAACUGUCUGCCAUGUGCAUUAAAACACUUGAUUUUCUGCUUGGUGUUAUCUUAGUUUAUACUUUUACAUGUAUUUUUAUUUUUAGUAUUUUUUUCUUUGCACCUGCCAAUUCCAUGAAAGUAUGAACCAUUAAACACUAAGUUAAGAACUGUAUUUUUCCUGACGUGUGGCCCUGUGUCAUAGCUGCUGUAUGAACAGGGUCAAUAAGAGGAAGUGGACCACACAUUAGGGUCCAACUGUCAAAAGAAGUCCUUAUUUUUGUUAAAAGUCAUUUGAUGACUGAUUAAAAAUGGGUCCUCUAUUUUGUAACGUGUGGCAUUUCCAGGAAGAAGCAGUAUUAACUUGUGUCACAGUUGAGUUUUGAUACCUUAUUCCCAAGACUUUUGUUUUGUUUUGUUUUUUAAUUGUCUCCUCUAAGCAUAAUGGCAUUAACUGCUAUCAACACCUGAUAAAUUGUGAUUUUCUGUACAUAGGCCAUAGACUAAAUAACUUUGAAUUUGUCAUAAAUGUAAGAUAAAAACUUUUGAAUAUGUAAAAAUGAUGCAUUUCAGAACAAACAUAAAAAAGCAUUCACAGUAAAAUCUUGUGUGAACAAGGGUUACAUUUUUGUCUCUCUUACUUGUUCAUGGAGUCUCAGAUAGUUUGUACAAAGUUACCUGUUUUGUCUGUUUUGUCAACCUGCUGAAUUGACCCUCCUUUGACUACACAUUACACCAAA